AGUGAAGUCCAGACACCUUUCGACUGCGAUUCACUCUUGACUGCCCCUGAAGAGAAGCCGAAGCAGAAGUCAUGAUGUGGAGCUCAGCAGCCCUCAUUGUUGUCCUGGCGCUGGCCACGGCCUGCUCCGCCGCACGCCCAGGAGGGCCCAUUGUUGGAGCCCCAACAGGCGUGAACGUCAACACUCCAGAGGUGCGGGAGGCUUUGAAAUUCGCAGUCGAAGAAUUCAACACCAUGGUCAACGGCGAGUACAUCUUCAAGGUUGGAAGGGUGAUCAAGGCUCAGACCCAGAUUGUCGAAGGCAUCAUGUACCGUUUUGAAGUGGAAAUGGCCGGGACUAACUGCAGAAAGGGAACAGAGGUGACACCCACCUGUGACAACGCAGAGCCCGCAUCAAGGCCCUACACAUGCAACUUUGAGGUCUGGAGUCGCCCCUGGCUGGGCCAGCCCAUUGUCUACAAGGCAUUCUGUAAGCAGUAACGCUCUACAGACAUGCCAUGAGGAAGACCUAAAGACCAACAGCUUGACCAUUUCAAACUUGAAAAGGAUCUGGGUGUGAAGACGUAUUUGCUUUUGAAUUAACCGUAGGGCUCCUAAAUACACCGUGGACGCAUCCUAUGGGAGGCUUUACUGUGUGUAAUAGCCAUAAUAACCGUUUGACAUUUCAAAUGUUUCAAUAGCAUUUUGACUGUAAGCUCUUGGACCUUUUGCUUCAAAUAAAUUCUUAGCAUUAUGAA
Molecule: messenger RNA, 736 nt
Organism: Engraulis encrasicolus (European anchovy)
Lineage: Eukaryota; Metazoa; Chordata; Actinopteri; Clupeiformes; Engraulidae
Product: cystatin-like
Exons: 3
Coding region: 72-479 (135 amino acids)
Cellular component (GO): cytoplasm; vesicle
Molecular function (GO): cysteine-type endopeptidase inhibitor activity
Source: RefSeq, a predicted model, not a curated record